AAAACUUGACGUUAUCGAGCAAGUUUCGGGUUUUGGUGACGACAUUACCGUAAUAUGAAAAGAAACCAAGCGAAAGGAAUUUUGAGUUGAAAAACUUCAACGAUUUGGGAUUCCAACAUAGGCGUAUGACGUCACGAGCCGAAAACAUGCGCUUCUUUUGACUUUGUAGGAAUUACGGUAGAUGCUAUUAUCCAAGCGAAUCAGCCCCGAGAGCACAAUGGAGACACCUUGCCAUCCUAAAAAAUAAACGGCUUUUGCCGUGCAGAGACAGUUGUCUGUGACUUUCCUUUGCCAUUACAGAGAACACACUUUUCUGAAGGCAGAAGGCUCACAACAAGAAAUAAGCUUUUGUGCUUUAGUUGUUGUCUUUGUUUUUUUUUUUGUUUUGUUUUUGCCAGCGAAGCAUCUGCUUGGGUUGCCGGUAGCCCGGUUAGCUAGCUAACAAGGGAGGCACCUGCUAGAGCACUGCUGCUUGAAUUGCUUGUGUUGUACUGUACCUACCUCAUCCAGAGAAGCAAGGGAAACGUUAUGGAGUUUCCUUUCAAUAUAAACCACUUGUUUUCUGAGAGGUUCUCCAUUUUGGACAAGACCCUUGUUGCGGGGCGUAUGUCUCCAAGAAGGCCAGAACUUCAAUCCCACAUAGCCACUGUGAUUGAUGAACUGGGGAGAGCCUCUGCAAAGGCCCAAAAGCUAACCACGCCCGUCACGAGCGCUACCAAGAUGCAGUCUCAGCAUCAUCAACUCUACCUGAUGAAGGAUGGAGAAAGCCAAGGAGGCCGUGGCGCAAUUGUGGGAUUUCUCAAGGUUGGCUACAAGAAGUUAUUUCUGCUCGACCCGCAAGGUUUGCACGUAGAGGCGGAGCCACUCUGUGUUUUGGACUUCUUCAUCACUGAGAAUUUGCAGAGACACGGACACGGACUGGAGCUGUUUCAUUUCAUGUUGCAGCACAAGAAGAUGGAGCCAGCGCUGAUGGCGUAUGACAGGCCCUCGCCCAAGUUGUUGUCUUUCCUGGCCAAGCAUUACCGCCUGACGCAAAGUGUUCCUCAGGUCAAUAACUUUGUGGUGUUCGAUGGCUUCUUCCACAACAAAUCAGUGGCCCAACCGAGAUCGAUUGCCCCGAAAAAGCCCGACGGCGAGAUCAAACCCUACUCCAUAGCGGAGAGAGAAGCGGUGCGUCAGGAGCGCCGGAGUCUCCCCUGGCCGUUUGCCGCGCCCCAAUCUCCCCAGCGCUCCCUCAGCGUGGGGUCCUCGCCCACCAGGGCCGUCGCGUCUGCGCCCGGGCUACGCGGGGACCAGAGCCCAAACUUUCCUCUCGGCCCAACAUCCCGGGAAAGACGCCCCAGCCAACAGGGUCAAGUUGCCAGAGACGGCCUGUACAGUCGCCACCUGGACCCCAAAUCUUUGGGAGCGCUGGGAAGACCCCUGCCAGGUGUGAGAUCGGCGCAAGACCAACCAGGCAUUUUGGGGGCGACGGAAACGCACAGGUUGGCAGCUAUGCCGAAACUACAAAGCAGGUGCGCGGCGUCUCCACGUCGACCCGCACCCGAGGACAAUGGCGUUUGCGGGCCGACAUCCCUCGGCAACAAAAAACUCCACCUCGGAACAGAGGCCGACGCGGAAGCGGGAUCUCCCACCGGUGCCGGGAGCAGGGCGACAGCCCCGUUGCAAACUCAGACACAUUCAGCGGAGGGCAGAGAGCGAGAAGGAAUCGAGAGCGCCCCUUCCCACACCGGAGCCAGUGGCCACUUUUCUGCCCAGCAGGUGAAACGGAUGCUGUCAAGCAGGGCCACGUGUCCGUGGUGAUGCCGGAAGCGGCAGGCAGGCUGGCUCGGGAAGUCCUGCAGCUCUUCUGGCAUUUCUGCACGCCGUUCAAGAAGCCAUCAACGUCAACAUCACUUCAGUCACUGUCGGACUCGGAUAAAAGUCGGGAAGCGAGAGUGCGGGCGCUUCUUUCCAAAUUCGGCCAGUUCAGUCUGCAGCCUAGAGAAUUCCCGAUCAACUCUUGUGUUUUUAUUUUUAUUUUUUUUUCCUGACUACAAGUCGCACUUUAUUUUACUUGGCUUUCUAGUUUGGCUGCGACUUGUCCAGAUGAAAAUUAGAACUCUGACCGGGGCCCAAAAGCCGCGUUCCCGGAUUCAAAACGCCCGGAAAACUUUUUUCUUGUUACUUGAAAAUGAAUUGCACCGGUAGAAUUGCGGUCGGCGAGUGUGGCUUUUGGUGCUAGAGUCCAAUCCUGGCGGUGGCAGCAGACUCGUGACAGAAUUGUCGUGACAAUUUUUUAUUUUUUUUGCCUUCUGUUGGUCAAUGGGAAAGAGAGAAUAUGCCAAUUGGUUGCCACGGAUCACUACUACCCGCUAAUUUCAGUGGCAAAGGGGUAUAUGAGUACAUUUAUUUAUUGAUAGUGAUUUAUAUCGAUAUAGAUUCGUGUCUGUUCCGAGAGAGAGAAAUUAAAUAAAGCCUACUGGGGGAGCAAAAGGAUGCGCUUUUCUUUUUCCAAAACGACAGCUAUUGCAUUUAGCAAGGUUAGGUUGUAUGCAUGUCUGCAUUCCCAUUUUGCAGCAUUCUUUGUCUGCACCUUAGACCCCCCACCACCCCAUCCCUUUUUUUUUGUUUCGCUUUCUCUCCAUGUUGCCAACUUGCCACUCCUUGAACACGCACUCUGGGAAACUCGCAGUGGCAGCGAUAACACACAGUGCGGGGGAGGGGAGGGUCCACUUUGUGUACUCGAUUGAAAAUGGAGACAACGAGGAAGUAUUUUGAGCAAGUGAGAACUGACUCUGACUGGCCAGCAGGUUGUCCAGGGACUGGGCCCAUCUUUCCAGUUCUUCUCGACUGAUGCCGUGCCUCUUACUGUGGCCCACCUGGCUCCACUGACGCAUGAAGAGCAGCCGUGACCUCCUCUCUUUGGCACUGUACACAGGCAAGACAACAGAGAUGACAACACACACACAGAGAGAGAGAGCGAGAGAGAAGAGGCGAGCGGCGUUCUGGACCCGUUUGCAGAGGAUUGAUUGGCUGACUCCAAAGUCAAAAGUGCAUGAAGGUAACCCAGCCCGGAUGUGGCCAAGGCACCAAGGACUAUUUCAAAGUGCUCGCGGGAGAAAGGAGAGAAGCUGGAUUGGACAACGGCACCACUCGGCCGCUCCAGUUUCAAAUCACUGUCCGCUUUAAGAGCCAAGUAUUGAAGAAAAACAUCCUUAUUCUUGAUUCAAAUCCUUCCGCCCUACUCUGAUGUAACACCACACAAAAUCUCAUGCAUAAAGUACCGAGCGCGUGUCGAA
This is a messenger RNA of Hippocampus comes (tiger tail seahorse), 3281 nucleotides long. RefSeq names its product alpha tubulin acetyltransferase 1 (gene atat1). Gene Ontology annotation, biological process: alpha-tubulin acetylation. The transcript is spliced from 13 exons. Bases 529 to 1803 code for a protein of 424 amino acids. Lineage: Eukaryota; Metazoa; Chordata; Actinopteri; Syngnathiformes; Syngnathidae. Gene Ontology annotation, molecular function: tubulin N-acetyltransferase activity. Gene Ontology annotation, cellular component: microtubule. The record is from RefSeq and is a predicted model, not a curated record.